AUGCAGGGCGACCUCAUCAAAGUGAGGCAGUCUUACGCCGAGGUGCUGGCGACGCAGAGAAGACUGCAGACCCAGAAGGAGCAAGCUGAUAAGAUGGCCGAAGACUGGUACAAGCGGGCGGAGAUGGCAGUCGAGAAGGGUGAUGACGAGCUUGCCAAGGAAGCCCUAACCCGGAGACAGACCUCCGUAACCAAGGCCAGCGACUUGGGAGCACAGAUCGAUGCCAUGACAGGGAACGUGGAGAAGCUCUUCGAGUCCGUCAAGGCCCUGGAGGCGAAGAUCUCUCAGGCCAAAGAGGAGAAGGAGCAGCUCAUCGCACGUGCACGCACGGCCAAGACGACUGCUCAGGUCAACGAGAUGCUCUCCGAUGUAACCAGCGUUGGUUCCACUGGGGCUUUUGACCGCAUGAAGGAGAAGGUCGAGAUGCUGGAAACCCGUGCAGAGGUCUCGCAGGGGCUGCUGCCAGAGGCGCAGGCGAGCGGCAGCCUUGAGGACCGCUUCAAGCAGCUGGAAGCCGGAAGUGCAGUUGAUGACGAGCUCGCCAAGAUGAAGGGCAAGAAGGCCUUGACUGAGAACAGCGCCAUCGAUGACGAGCUGGCAGCCAUGCGAAAGAAGCUGCAGGACACACAUUGA
Molecule: messenger RNA, 633 nt
Organism: Symbiodinium necroappetens
Lineage: Eukaryota; Dinophyceae; Suessiales; Symbiodiniaceae
Source: the annotation of a GenBank genome assembly